Messenger RNA from Ostertagia ostertagi, 669 nucleotides. NCBI's taxonomy places the organism in Eukaryota, Metazoa, Nematoda, Chromadorea, Rhabditida, Trichostrongylidae. The record is from the annotation of a GenBank genome assembly.
AUGUCGUCCAUGGCCGACGACUGCUUAGAGAUCGACAAUUGUUUAAAGUCUCAUUGGUCCGCAUUGACUCUUAUGAAUUUCGAACUCCAGAAACGGAAACUGCUGGAUCCUAUGGGAACAAAAAAGCGAGGUCAAAAGCAUCGUGAAAUGCCUUGCAUCAACUCAAAUCACUAUUGUGCUGAAUCGACGUUAUUUUCAGUGGAUUUUCGUCAAUCCUCAACGAACAAAGCAUUUAUCGCAAGCAUUCCCGAUGGCGACUACGAAGUGGUUCAUCCAUUUCAAAUACGCGAUAAAAAUGAGCGAAUAGGGAUUGAUACUCGAAAUUACUUUUUAAAAGCUGCCGAACAUUAUCAACAUGUGACGAUUGUGAUACGAAGCAAUGCUGUUGGCCGUAUAAAAUUAGUUUUGGAACGAAAUAAUUUAAUAUUUCUCAAUCGAACCAGCUUCCGUAAGCUGGAUUCGAGCGGAGAGCAUGGAUUUUCGCAGCGUAUCGAGAACUGCUACUACCAGGGUACGGUGGCUGGUGACUCGUCGUCCUUCGUCGCGCUAUCGUCCUGCAACGGUUUGAGGGGUAUUAUCUGCCUUUCAAAAGUGGUCCACAAUAUGGUGUUUGGGGCGCAGUUGGAAUGUGGAUCGAAGGUCGAGAAGGCAUCCACAUAUCCUCUAUAA